Molecule: messenger RNA, 4045 nt
Organism: Puntigrus tetrazona (Sumatra barb)
Lineage: Eukaryota; Metazoa; Chordata; Actinopteri; Cypriniformes; Cyprinidae
Exons: 2
Coding region: 2945-3895 (316 amino acids)
Biological process (GO): G protein-coupled receptor signaling pathway
Cellular component (GO): membrane
Molecular function (GO): G protein-coupled receptor activity
Source: RefSeq, a predicted model, not a curated record
UCUUUGUUUGUUCGUUCGUUUUUUGCGAGAAACAGAAGUGUUUGCAGGCAAAGUAUUUACCUACAAUGUAGUGUGUGACGUGUGCCGCUUCGGUCUUCUACGAGACCCUUAAUACACAAUACUAAUAACUGAACGAAGCAUAUCUCCUCUCUGCGUGCCCCGCUAACAGAAUAGAAACUGAAAUAACAAUCUACAUCGUUUAUUUCUAAAAACAAAUAUGUUUAAUUCUCUUUAAGAUAGUUUAAAUAUCAGAAAUCAGCAAACUGGUAAAAAUGAAUCACAAAUGCUGUAUCUGUGAAAUCAGCAUCAGGCCGGUAGAGAAACGGGAGGGAGAUGAAUGGAAUGCUGUCUGUACUGAACUCAACAAUAGCUCCUCCACAUUCUUAUUCUGUGAGAGGCUCUGUGACAUUUUUAGCCUCUGCGACAGGUCUGUAACAAAACACAUCUUUUAUGCCCGAAGAAAAGGUCUGGAUUAUUACUGACAUAACCCAUUUUCUGAGCCAUAAACUGUAGUUACCGAUCGCUGCAAAAUUGGUUAUGAGAGCUUGUAGACUGAAGAUAUAAUAUGAAAAAAGUGUCCCUUUCUUUGUUUUAAAGUAGAAUUUGACCGUUUUAAAGGGGGAAAUGCAUGUACAAGAGUAUUUAAAGCCUUUUGUAUAUCCCAUGAAUUUAGUUUUAUUGCAACAAUAUGUUACACAAUCAUGAUUGUAUGCGUGGUUGGAGCGAUCGAAGUCAUUCACAUUCACUUGUUUCACUGCAGAGGAGAAACAAUUCCACGACUAACCCAUAACAAGCUAAUCACAGAUCACAAACCCAUGUUAGAGAGCCAUUAUUGAGCUAAUUACUCACAAAGUAUAAGCAUGUAUUAAUAUAUAAGUGCAUAUUGUAUAUUAUAUAAGUAUUGCUCCAUUGAAGACUCUCUGUAGGCCGAACGGGUCUGUUAUUCUAUAUCUAAAGAAAGUUGCUAUCAGGGGACAGUGAUGCGACUGUGAGCGUGCCUUGGGUAUAAUUACUCAUCUUUUUGUUUUUGUAUGCGCUUCACCUCUUGUGUGCUCUGAUAUGAUCUGACAACAGCCAAAUAAACAUACACUUGUAAAAAGCAUUUAAACAAAUAAUUUUCCCAGUGGUGCUACUGUAGAUUGUUGAUGAGGUUCAGAAAGGAGAGUCUGGUGUAUUCAGCUCCCUUUGAGAAUGAUCUGGACUCAUUCAACCUCUUUAGUUUAAAACAUAACCAGACAACUGCACAUGUACACAGUGCAUUACCAUUCUGUACGGUAUGCUUCUAUUAAGUAUACUUACAGUGUAUAUAUUUUAACCUAAUAGGUACAAAAGCACUGUUUGAAAAGGUAAAGCUUUAUUUCUGUGAAGUUUUAAUGUGACAUCAAAAGUUCAAAGGACCACAUGGCAAAUGUUAAUAAAAAUACAUUUUGUCUGAAUAACAUCACACUAAAGCACUAAAAAAGGAACUUUGUUAUAAAUGCAACAUUUUGUUGUCUUCUAAUUACAUUUCAAUAUUUUUUAUUAUUAACUUUAAUUGGGUGUUAGAUGAGGGGAAGCAAUCGAAAUGUAAAAAUUCUUCCAACGUUCCGAGGUAUGACGUUUCCUUCAAAAGCUGUUUGACAAAGCUUGUUUUACAACAAGAUUAUUCAAUAUAUUGUUAAUAAUACUAACAUAUAUUUUUACAUUAAUUUAAAUAAUUUAAGUCAUCCUUCAGUCCUAUUAAGUAUUGAAAUACGUAUGGUUCUAUAACCGUUCAGUAUUAGUAGUUUUGUAAAAACUUCUACAUGAAAUGAGAGAGGAAAUUUUACUUUUAAAAAGCAAAGUAUCUGGAAAAUAAUGAUAUUUAAAUGCUACUCCAAAUUAUUUGCCAAAACGUGGCCCGAUUUAAUUGAAUUCACCCAAAACGUCACUUUACAAAUAAAUCAUAGAAUAGAAACUGAAAUAACAUUCAGAUUGAUAUGAUCAUUUAUAUUCAGAUGGGUCAUAUGUGUUGCAGGAUAAGUAACCUUGUAAAUUUGUCCACCCCACACACCAAGCUUAUAAUCUAUAUGAUAUAUGAUGCUGUCAGUACUUUCACAAAAGACAGCUGCUGUUGGAUAGCGGAGACUGGAGAGAAACCGUCUCAGUCUUGAACUUACCAGGUGAGCACAGAAAGCUGCUGUAGCAUACUAGUUAAACUUAACUGAAAUAUCAACGGCGACCUGCUGUGUGAGAUCACCCUCUCGCAGGAUCUUAAUAAUAUCUUGUAGUGUGUGUGGUGCGCCGCAAUGUUGAAGUCUUGUAUUGUGUGCGUGUUUAAGAUUCGAGGGAAGAUGAUUAGAAAAAAUAUUCUCGUGUGUGUCCUGCAACCAGAUUUCAAAAUUGGUUAGGAUUUAAAAAAUCCUCUAGCGUGAGCCUGGUUUAAGAUUACACGAGGUGUUCCCUCUGCCAUGAUGAUCUUAGUAAUAUCGUGUAGUGUGUGAUCCAUUGUGUCUCACACGUCCUGGAAAGUUAAGCCGCUGGCUCUUUGAUCGCCCCCUAGUGGCUGUAAAUAAAUGACACUUCCAAUACAAUUUUCCGAAAUAUGGUUUUAGUCAUUUAUUGUAGUUGUUUUCACGCUGAUAUGUGUGAUUGUUCGCUUUGACCGAAUGGUUAUUCUAUGGCAUUGCUGUGGAAAAACCUUUCAAGCACCUUUAUUUUCAUGUGCGGGCCACUGCCAUCAGUGUAAAAGCUUUUUAAACUAACAAACAGGCCUGCUGCAAAAAAAAAAAAAAAAAAAGAAAAGAAAAAGAAAAAAGCCCAAGGUGUUAGACAUCAGUUCGGAUCGGUAAACAAACUGCAGAUUUGUCCCUAGACAAGGCCGCGCAAGACCUGUCACACAUGGCUCUUUUGGGAGUCCGACAUGAUUUAUCUCGCUUUUAAAUUCUUUCCCCUCCGUAUUUCAGAUCCGAGUUGCUGACUUAGCAUGAACGCGCAGACUCUCUCCGCAAACGCCACCGUCUCUGGCAUCCAGCUCUCUGUCGACUUCUCCGAGCCCAUACACUACGUCCUAUAUGCUUACCACAUCAUAUUCGCCACGAGCGCGGUGCUGCUGUCCGGAUCUGUAGUCGUCGGAAUCCUAAAAACGAAGCACCUCCGAAUUCAGAACAGAUUUGUGUUUAUGCUGAGCACAAGCAUGUGCGACGUUAUCACGGGCCUGUCCGCCUAUUACUCGGGUCUUUUCGACGUCCAAGAGGGAUUCCCGUCCAGAAACGGAACGUACAAUAUUUUACCGUCUUUUCUGGGCGUAAACCUUUUAACGUUCAUGUUUGCUCAGUUUGACCGAUACUGCGCCGUGUGUUACCCCUUCUACUACGAGCGCUUCGUCUCGCGCUCUCUGGUCAUCGGCUUGUGCUCGUACAGCUGGUUUCACGCCAGCGUCCUCUUCCAGCUGGUGGUGAAUCUGAUCCCGCCCGCUCUGGCCAACAAGCUGUACGCGUUCAGCAUCGCCACGUUACAAAUCGUCGUGCUGACCAACGUUGCGUUGACGAUUAAACUGUUCUUCGUGGCCAGACACCAAGUCGCGCGAGACCCGCCGAGCGCGGAGAGGGACAGCAAGGCAGAGUCUUUAAAGAUCAUAAUCGUCGUCGUAAUUUCGUUUUUGAUUCUCUGGUACCCGGCGUUUGUAAACAUAGUCGUGAAGCAAAUUUCGAAAUACGGCAUUUAUUUUAAAAACGACGGCUCGAACCCGUUUUUAAUAAUGGCUCGUUUCAACGCCCUGUCUACCUCGGGGCUGUACGUUUGGGGCAGUCCGGCGUUACGCACCGCUGUGUGGCUCAUCGGUUGGUACAAGAUCUUUCCGCGGUGCACGAGAAGAAGUAAUGUGCAUAAUGGAGAAGUAAAGAUACCAGCGAUGCCAUCAAUCCAGAGACGAUAAUCUGGCCUAUAUAUUACAUAUCUGCUUCACAUCGUAGUGAAAAGUUUAAAUAGAAAAAAGAUGAAACUUGGAAAAUAUUUUUCCCUUGUAAUGUAUAAAUAAUUAUUUAAGUAAUAAGGUUGCUUAAAUGAUACAGACUUAUGAUACUUG